Messenger RNA from Labrus bergylta (ballan wrasse), 2074 nucleotides. RefSeq names its product e2f-associated phosphoprotein (gene eapp). The record is from RefSeq and is a predicted model, not a curated record. NCBI's taxonomy places the organism in Eukaryota, Metazoa, Chordata, Actinopteri, Labriformes, Labridae. Gene Ontology annotation, biological process: positive regulation of cell population proliferation. Gene Ontology annotation, cellular component: nucleus.
UUUCCGCUUCAUUCACCAACGAAGAAGAAGCGGAGUGGCGGAAGAAGUCGUUGCUAGCAUCUCAGUCUGUCUAAUUUGACCUUUUUCGGGCGUUUAAAAUGAACAACCUGAAUAAACCUCAGGAGUUUGACUCGUAUGAGAUCGAGGAGCCGAGCGACGAGGAACGAGCGGAGAGCAGCUCAGAGGACGAGCUUGAUGUGCUGCUGAACGGGACUCCGGAGCAGAAGAAGAAGCUGAUCAGAGAGUAUCUGACGGGGGAGAGCGAGUCCUCCAGCGGGGAUGAGUUUGAGAAGGAGAUGGAGGCGGAGCUUAGCUCCACCAUUAAGACCAUUGAGGGAACCUGGGGACCAACAUCAGGAGCGGAAAACUCAGGAGGCCAGGGAGGCGGCGGCGGUGCAGGUCCUGUAGUCUCUAACCCUCAGAUGUAUGAUGAGGUGUAUUUCGACUCUGACUCAGAGGAGGAGGACACAGCAAGCAGCUCCACAGGCCGGCGGCGGAGGCAGCGUACCAUACAGACCAAUGAUGAGCUGCUGUAUGACCCUGACGAGGACGACAGGGACCAGGCCUGGGUGGACGCCAGGAGGAGAGGGUACAACAGGAAACGACCAGCUGCAGGGUCUCAACAACGGGGUCAGGGUUUACCCAGCAGCGACGCCAUUCUCAAUUGUCCCGCCUGCAUGACGACACUCUGCCUGGACUGUCAGAGGCACGACAAGUACCGCACACAGUAUCGAGCCAUGUUCGUCAUGAACUGUAAGGUGAAGAGAGACGAGGUGUUACGUUUUAAAACCCAGCCGGAGAAGAAGCAGAGGAACAGGAAGAGGAGGCGGGGACAGAAAACAGAGACACCACUGGACGGGAGACCGGAGCCAACGCCGGAGGGAAUGGACGCUGAUGAGGUUUAUAACCCAGUUCAGUGCUCCGAGUGCUCCACGGAGGUCGCUGUGUUCGAUAAAGACGAGGUCUAUCACUUCUUCAACAUCCUGGCCAGCCACUGCUGACUCACAAGCAGAGAUGUUUUUAGUACCUGGGGGUUUCCCUGAUUUUUUCACCUCCCAGCAGCACUCAGAUUCUUCCUGACCGAGGGGGAAGAAUCCAGCUGUGGUUUCUCCAUCGUCCAGGAUCGGAUCAUAAACUCUGAAAGUCGAUCACACAGAUGGUCACUUAACGUUCCUGGAGAGGAGUCAACGCCCUCUGCAGUGAAAAUGUUGCAGCUCCUCGUGUUACAGGACUUCAAACAUCAGAGCUUUAGGCUCUUGAUUGAUAUUAACAUCUGAACAUAAAUAAAGCUGGGUGAAGCUUUAAACGUGUUGAUACUAUUAUAUAACUUUAAACCAGGACAUAUACAUGUUUCAAAGGGUUUAUUAUUCAACACUACUAAAGGAUAAAACUAUUUGACAUGAAAUAUAACAUAGAAAAUGAAUCUCAGGGUCAUUUAGAAAUGGUCCCUUCGCAUACAGUAGUUUGUCCCGCAGGCUGACUAAAAACACCCUAGCAUCACAGCUGAGCAGACGCAGGUUCACCAGAGAAUAACGGGACGAUAAGGCCGUUCAUUUUUUUUUCAAUCAUGAUUCAUCAAAUUCUUAAUCACAUGUUUGAAAUUCCAUUAUUUUGCAUUUAAAAAAAGAUUUGUGUGGCUUUUAUUUUGAAAGUUUUUACUAUCUUUAACUGAGAAUACUUAACUCGCUAUGUGCUUUCAUUUUGAGUUGAAUUCUUUCAGUGUAAUGCUUUGUUUACAAAACCUCACAUCAGUCAGCCUUCAGUUUAUCUGACGCUGUAAAGGAAUAGUCAGCAGAUAGAACAGUCUGUUAACGCAGUCGUCUACAACAGCAACUCUUCUCUCGGCUGUACUUAAAGGUUGACGUGUUUAACAAGGUUAUUGUUUCUAAAGACUACUUAAAUAACUAGAAUAUGAUCAUACCUGCUUACAAUCACAUUGCAGAGUACGUGUUUGUGUUCAAAAGAAACACUCGUUACUUUUUAUGACGGCUUCCAUUUAUUUUUUUAUCAAGAUGUGAACAAGUGAUAUUUUACAGUUUUAAAUAAACACGUCAUUGAAUUUACAUGAUUAUCA